Messenger RNA from Naegleria fowleri, 2469 nucleotides. RefSeq lists its product as uncharacterized. The transcript is spliced from 6 exons. NCBI's taxonomy places the organism in Eukaryota, Heterolobosea, Eutetramitea, Acrasida, Naegleriidae. Gene Ontology annotation, molecular function: protein binding. The coding region runs from base 1 to 2469 and encodes 822 amino acids. The record is from RefSeq and is a predicted model, not a curated record.
AUGGUCAAGGAAGGAUACUUGUUCAAACAAGAAAAGUCUUCUCUCCGUAAAAAUCAGCACUGGCAAAAGUACUAUUGUAUUUUGACAGCUGAUCGUUUAGAUUUAUAUGAAAAAGAAGGUCAAAAGAAUGUGAAACUGAGCAUUAAAAUUAAAGAUAAAUAUGUCGCAGAAGGAUGUGAUAACUUUUCGAGAAAAGUUGACACUUUCAAGAUUGAAGAAUCAUCGAAAAAGGUCCAUUAUUUCAAUUGUGCAUCACCUUCCGAGUACAAAGCUUGGAUGAAUAUGCUUGCAAUUCAUGGAGCGAAUCCUAUUCAACCUCCCUAUCAAUCAAGAGAACAUUUAUUUAGCACAGAUCUCAACGAUCUUUUUGGAUUUGAUGAAUGGUUGAAGGAAGUUAAAAAUUCAGUUUCAAAAUCCUAUCCAUCUGUGAUUGCACACUGGUUUUUAUUUGUUUAUGACAAGAAGGAGAAGAUAUUUAUUCCUCGAAUGGUCUUAAUGCAUGAAACAGGAAUUGUUACAUGCUACAGUAAAGAAAAUGCUAAAGAAGUAUUUAAAUUCACCACCAAUGAUGCCGAAAUUACCAUUUAUUCCCAAUCUGAAGCUGUAUUUUAUGAUCCGAUCUCCAUUAAACAAAAGGCAAAUAUUUUACCUGAGGAACAAUUAGAUACUGCUCUCUUGACACCCAUUACAUCAAUUAUUUCUGUAAAAACAAAUGAAAAGUGGCUCAUUCCUACACCUUAUUCUGAGAAAGCCAUGGAUGCCAUUUGCAGAUAUAGAAUUAAUAUUCGUACAAAUUAUGACGAUGUUGUCAUGUUGGUGGCAAAAGAAAAGGCAGAAAUUUUGGAAUUCAUUGGAGCAGCUCAAAAGUCUGGCUCCAAGCUCACCAUUAAUGUCAAACACAUCAAUGAAGAAAUUGAUGACAAUGGAGAUAUUAUUCGUGACAGCUACAUUCUCAGUGCUGUUAAAGAUUCUUGCAAAAUUUCUCUCGCUAAAGGAAAGAUUUUGGAACCUUUUGUUGCUCAAAACAAAUUUGAAACCAGCGUAGAAACGGAUGAAAUUGUGGAAAUUCUAGAAUCCUACAAGAAUCAAGGUAUUACAUUGAUCAGAAAAACAGAUUCUAAUGAACAAGGUCUCGUUCCUGCUCACAUCGUUCAAGAACUCCGAAAAAAAGAAAUUCCAAAAGAUUUGGACCAAACUGUGAAAAAAAAGACAGCAGCUCCGAGAAGAUUGCCAGAUCGAAAUGCAAAGAAUAUUAGAGAAAGUUUGGCAAUUACUGAAAUGCAACAUGAAUUAUUUGAGAAUGCAAUUGAUAGAAAGAAUCCAAAAGCAAAGCCUCCUGAAAUGCAUCCCUACGAGCUCAGUAAGGAAGAACAAUCUCAAGCAGCAAGUUUUCCUCCUCCACCUCCUCGUCGUUUCACACCUGAAGUUGAAGUUGCAUUUAAGAAAGUAUCAGAGAUUUCUGGAACAAGCGUCACCACAACCUUGUCUUCCACUUCAACCUCUCAAGAACUAACAAAUACCGCAACGGACAAGCAACCUCCUCAAAUUCCAGAGGCAAAACCUAAAAAAUCUUUCAUACAUGCAGUAUCAAGCUCAAUGGACAGUUUGACACAAAACUCUACAACUUCGAAUCCAAAGCUUCCUGUUGGUGCUGUGAAUCCACUUUCUGGAAGAAUUCCAGUUGGAGGAGUGGGACUUCCAAUUAAGACAACACCUGGAACACCUCAGGAUAAGGUGACUCCAGGUGAAUCCAAAGACUCUAAUUCGACACCAUCUGAUAAGAAUGAUGAUAAGAGUAUUGAUAAUUUUGGAAAAUUGACAAAGGAAAAUGAAACUCUCAAGAAACAAAUUGAGACUGAAAAGGAAAAUUCAGAUUAUUUAACCAAUCAAUUAGGAAAAUUGAGAGAAGAAAUUGCAACACUAAAAACCAAGAAUCAAGCUCUUGAGAAAGUUAACACUGAAAAUGUUGAGAAACUCAAACAAUAUCAAGGUUCACAAUCCAACAAUGAACAAUUGAAACAAAUCAACAAUCUUCUUGACACUAUUAAUCGUCUCAAAGACGAACAUCAGAAGGCUAUCGAAAAGAUCAAGAAAGAUCACAGUGAAGAAUUAGAAAGAACCACCAGAAAACUCACCUUAGAAUUUGAGACUGAGAAGAACAGUUUGUUGAGAAAAUUGGAGGAACAACAAAAGAAGAUUUCCAAGCCAGUCAAUCCAUUGCUUGCAAACAAGCCAACAGUUGGAAGUAGCAGUGUCAGCACUAUCAAGUCAGCAGGAUCCAGUCUAUCAACAAACUCGUCUGACUCUUCUUUGGAGGAUCUCAAGCGUCAACUUGAGCAAGAAAAGGCUCUUAGAUUGGAAGAGACAAGAGAACUCAAAGAACAACUUAGAGCCAUCUCCAAAAAGAUGGAAUUUGAGAGAGAACAAUAUUUACCACUCAUGCAAUGGGUACAAUCUCAAAAACAAUAA